GCGUCCUGGGACCUUUCAAUUACAGAGGCGGCCGGGGUGCCGGAUUGCGGAGAAGCCGGCGCGACCCCGAGGCCGCGAGUAGUUCCCUUGCCGGGCUAGCCAGCAGCCGGUCGCCCGCAGCGCUCCCGCCGCAACAGGUGUCUGCGGGAGUCUGGGUGGGGGUGGAGCGGACAUUCCACCCCCUGGGCGCUGGUCGCCGUGCCUGGCCUCUGCCCGCCGAGCCAUGAGCGGCCUGGAGGAAGAUCCCGAGUUUGAUUUCGAUUUCCUCUUCGAGUUUAACCAGAGCAACGAGGCUACCGGCGGCAAAGAACAUUAUAACUAUGCAUCUUCAAAUAUAAACUCAACUUUGCCUCUAAAUGUGGCCCAUUCUUCACUGCCAACUCCAUGUCACGGUCUUCAAACGUCUAUUCCAGUCAUUCCAAAUGUCUCAUCAGCUAACCAUCUAUCAGGUUAUGGAGGGCAUGCUGACAACAGCACUGCUGGAUAUUAUUUGCCUCCAAGUGUCCGACCUAAUGGCGUGCCAGCCUUAGAAAGUCCUAGAAUUGAAAUAACCUACUUAGGACUACAUCAAAACAACAACCAGUUCUUCCAUGAAGCGGAAGUUGAUGAAUCCACCCAAAACACCAAGAGAUCGCCUUCUACUGCUACUUUGAAUUUACCAAACAUUGAGGCUUACAGGGACCCAUCUUGUCUGAGCCCAGCCAGUAGCCUGUCUUCCAGAAGUUGCAAUUCAGAAGCAUCUUCCUAUGAAUCAAAUUAUUCCUAUCCUUAUACUUCACCCCAGACAUCUCCUUGGCAAUCGCCGUGCGUAUCACCCAAGACCAAUGAAACUGAGGAGAGGUAUCAGCGAAGUUUAGUUCCCUGCACACUCCUUAAUUCACCUCGACAUUCUCCUUCCACAUCUCCCAGAACAAGUAUUACUGAAGAAAACUGGCUGAGCUCUCACAACUCCAGACCAUCCUCUCCCUGUAAUAAGAGAAAAUACAGUUUGAAUGGCAGGCAGACAUCCUACUCUCCACAUCACUCCCCCACCCCUUCUCCCCAGAAUUCUCCAAGGGUCAGUGUGACUGAUGAGACAUGGCUGGGAAACACUAACCAAUAUACCAGUUCAGCCAUUGUUGCAGCAAUCAAUGCCCUCACUACUGACAGCACAAUAGAUAUGAAUGAUGGGAUUCCUAUCAAGUCCAGGAAAACUGCAGCAGAUCACACUCCCUCCAUGGCACUCAAGACGGAACCUAGUGGAGAUGAUCAGGGGACCAUAUCACCGAUUACCGAUUUAUCACCAGAAGAGUUUCCUGGGUUCCAGCACAUCAGGAAAGGAAGCUUCUGUGAUCAGUAUCUUUCAGUUCCACAGCACCCCUAUCAGUGGGCCAAAUCAAAGCCUUUGUCCCCAACAUCAUACAUGAGCCCAUCUCUGCCUGCCUUGGAUUGGCAGUUGCCAUCUCACUCAGGACCUUAUGAACUUCGGAUUGAAGUGCAGCCGAAGUCCCAUCACCGAGCCCAUUAUGAGACGGAAGGCAGUCGAGGAGCUGUCAAGGCGUCUGCUGGGGGACAUCCAGUGGUGCAGCUACAUGGUUACUUAGAAAGUGAACCACUCACACUACAGCUCUUCAUCGGGACUGCAGAUGACCGCCUGCUGCGGCCCCAUGCCUUCUACCAGGUUCAUAGGAUCACAGGGAAGACUGUUUCUACAACCAGCCACGAAACCAUCCUUUCCAACACCAAAGUCUUGGAAAUUCCACUUUUACCUGAAAACAACAUGAAAGCAAUCAUUGACUGUGCUGGAAUACUGAAACUUAGAAAUUCAGACAUUGAACUAAGAAAAGGAGAAACUGACAUUGGGAGGAAAAAUACACGAGUUCGGCUGGUCUUCCGUGUUCAUAUCCCUCAGCCUAAUGGGAGAACCCUUUCUUUGCAAGCGUCUUCCAACCCUAUUGAAUGUUCCCAAAGGUCUGCUCAGGAACUGCCUCUGGUUGAAAAGCAGAGCAUUGAUAGCUACCAUGUGAUGGGUGGGAAGAAAAUAAUUCUGAGUGGACACAACUUUCUUCAAGACUCUAAAGUGAUAUUUGUGGAGAAGGCUCCAGAUGGUCAUCAUGUGUGGGAAAUGGAAGCCAAAACUGACAAAGAGUUGUGUAAGCCAACUUUAUUAGUUGCUGAGAUUCCACCAUUCCGCAAUCAGAGAAUUACAAGUCCUGUCCAAGUCAAUUUCUAUGUCUGCAAUGGAAAGAGAAAGAGAAGCCAGUAUCAACUUUUCACCUAUCUUCCUGCUAAUGUUCCAAUUAUAAAAACAGAACCCUCUGAUGAUUACGAGUCUGCUCAAACCUGUGGACCAAGGAGCCAUGGAUUAAGCCCUCUCUCUAAACCGUAUUACAGCCAGCAGAUCAUGAUGCCUCCUGAUCCUGGCUCGUGCCUUGUAGCUGGCUUCGCUUCCUGUCAGCAGAGAAACACUGUGAUGUCAUCAUCUCCCAGCUCUAGUCCUAAGCUGCAUGAUCUUUCCUCUCCUGCUUACAAGUGCAUCACCAACCCAGGCCAUAAUCAUCUAGGACUUCAGCAGACGGCUGGAGGUGUCCCCACCAUACAGGAAGUGCCAAGGUCUAUUGUUGUGCAUCCAAGCUCUCCUGAUCAGUCAUCUCACAUCAUGCUGCAGCCGCAGGUGAGUCAACAUCUGAGCAGUACCUGUUCCCUUGGUAAUCAACAAGCACUCUAUCCCAACAGUCCCUCCUCUCCAGUUCCAUCUAUAACCCAGGAGUCAACCUAUUUGCAGUCCUGCGGUCAAACUCACUCAACUGUAAUGGGCCAACAGCAGCUGCCGAAUGUUCAAAGAAAUGAAACUCCAGCAAAUCAGCCACUGUCAUUGACCGACUUGCAUGAGGACAAUAAUCAUAAUUUGGCCCCUAUGCCCGUAACAGUCAAGCAAGAACCUGAAGAAUUGGACCAGUUAUACCUGGAUGAUGUAAACGAAAUAAUAAGGAAUGAUCUUUCCAGCACCCAUGUCCACUAACAUGUGGCCAGCUGGAAGUUUAGCUGAGAUAUCCACAUCAAAUACUUGGAAGAUAAUCCCCAGUACCAUUCUAGUCUUCCGUUUUAUUGACUGUUUGGAGCAGACAAUUACCUCUUCUCUUUGUCUAUGCAUAUAUUAUAUAUAUAAAGGAACUGGUUGACUUCAGCUAUGAAAUGCCUCCUUUUAAAAAAUCAUCUCAAAGAAAAUGGAGGAAAUGAAUACAGCGUGAAGUAUCUUAUGGUUAAAAUAGGAAAUGUGAUCAAACUGAUAACCAAUUUCAAAAACUGAUUUUGUUUCUUUCGGGCUCUACUGGACAACAACUCUGGAAGUGCCUUAUUUUGUUAGUUUGUGGCAUCAGGGAAUUGUACUGGCAGCGUUGAAGUCAUUGCCAUCCAAAGUAUUUCUAGGCACAGAAACUGUCAAUUGGUAUAGAUAGAAGAAUCCUGUUGAAUGUGUCUGGAUUCCAGGUGUUUCCUCCCCCUCACCACCCAGUUUUCUCUCUUGAACUGUAUUUGACAUCCUGCUGCCUUAUUCAUGGUGCAUUUUUAAAACCAAAUUCUCCUCAGCUGUACAUUUCCAGCCUGUCACAUUUCUUUGCUUAGGUAUUGUAGAACAGUUAGUGAUAGUAGCAUGUCAAUAUUUUGACUUCUCUUUGGUUUCAGCAUAGCACAAGGUAACUGAACAGCACAAAAUAUUAAGGUUGAUGGACAAAAACAUUUGGAAAAAAAUCUAAC
Notechis scutatus (mainland tiger snake) is the source of this 3735-nucleotide messenger RNA. It is a transcript of the gene NFATC1, whose product is annotated as nuclear factor of activated T cells 1. The record is from RefSeq and is a predicted model, not a curated record. Lineage: Eukaryota; Metazoa; Chordata; Lepidosauria; Squamata; Elapidae. Gene Ontology annotation, biological process: cytokine production; regulation of transcription by RNA polymerase II; calcineurin-NFAT signaling cascade. Gene Ontology annotation, molecular function: DNA-binding transcription factor activity, RNA polymerase II-specific; transcription factor binding; RNA polymerase II cis-regulatory region sequence-specific DNA binding. Gene Ontology annotation, cellular component: transcription regulator complex.